Messenger RNA from Durio zibethinus, 2437 nucleotides. Its product is annotated as WD repeat-containing protein 26 homolog. Lineage: Eukaryota; Viridiplantae; Streptophyta; Magnoliopsida; Malvales; Malvaceae. The record is from RefSeq and is a predicted model, not a curated record. Gene Ontology annotation, molecular function: protein binding.
GCUAAAAUUAAGAGAAAAAAAUAUUUUUUUAUUAAAAAAUUAAAUGAAAGGAGAAUAUCUCUUUCCAAACCAAACCAAUCCAAGUCCAAUUCAACGUUCAGGAUCGGUGGAAAUCUAACCAUGGAAGUAACCAACACAACACGAGUAAACCGUCAUUUCGCACAGGCUUGUCUGGCACGAUACCCAGCAAGCACUACGCCAAGCAAGUGAUUUGUUUGUCGUAGUGGCAAAAGCCACAGGCCACAUGGGUUGCAGCCUGCUGGGGCCGGGGGUGGGACUCGGACUCUAACCCAAAGCCUAAGCCUAAACCAAUUUAGCCCAAAGCCGAACCCUCUGUCUUUCUUCUAAUCCCAUUUUUUAAUUUUAUUUCCUAUGCCAUUUGGCAACUGACAAAACAAAAUCAGAAAAUCAAAAAGGAAAAAGGAAAAAGGGAAAAAGAAAAAGGAAAAAAAUAUUUUAGUAAUUGUAAAUUUGUCUCUGUUCUCUAUGCCCUCUAUACAUAGCUUUCGGUGGAGGUGCUUUCCGCUAUUCUAAUUUUCCGUCAAUCUUGAAUCUUUUCUUUUCAUAUUUCUCUUUAAUUACCAUCUGAUUCUUUGGCUUCUCCCUUUCCUCCGUUUCCUCUCACUGGGAAUGCCUUCCGGAAACUUAUGGGCUGAAUUAGGCAUUUCAUGGGAGUAACAGAAGAUAGUGAACCACCCUUGAAACGUGUGAAAGGGCCCUUGGAAGAAUCAAAGAGCUUGCCAGAGGAUCAUUCAACUGCAGAACCUGUUUCUUGCUCUUUGGGAGACCAGAUGGCUAGGCCUCUAACCUCCCGAGAGGAUGGGGAAACAAUUGGUUCACAAGGUGUUAUAAAAAAGGCAGAAUUUAUCAAAAUUAUAACUAGGGCUUUAUACUCACUUGGUUAUGACAAAAGUGGUGCCCUUCUAGAGGAGGAAUCAGGAAUACCAUUGCAUUCUUCAGUGGUUAAUCUGUUUAUGCAGCAAGUGACAGAUGGGAAAUGGGAUAAUAGUGUGGCCACAUUGCGUAUGAUUGGUCUCUCAGAUGAAAUCGUGAAAUCAGCAUCUUUCUUGAUUUUGGAACAGAAAUUCCUUGAACUUCUGAAAAUGGAAAAAGUUGUUGCUGCAUUGGAUACACUAAGGGAUGAGAUUGUGCCUCUUCAUGUCAGUCUGAAUCGUGUUCAUGAGCUUGCUGCCUGUAUCAUCUCUCCUUUACAAUGCAUAAGACUUGGGAUUUCUGGUCAAGAUACUGAGGGGACAAAGUCAAGGUCAAAGAUUCUAGAAAAACUACAAAAGUUGCUUCCUGCCGCAAUUGUGAUUCCUGAAAAGAGAUUAGAGCAUCUAGUUGAAAGGGCUCUUGAUGUUCAACGAGGGGCUUGUGCAUUCCAUAAUACCUCAGAUAGUGAUCUCUCUUUGUACUCAGAUCACCAGUGUGGGAAAAAUCAGAUUCCUUCCCAGACAUUGCAGAUACUAGAAGCACACAAUGACGAAGUUUGGUUUUUGCAAUUCUCACAUAAUGGCAAAUAUUUGGCCUCAUCAUCUAAGGAUCAGUCGGCAAUUAUAUGGGAGGUUAAAGAAAAUGGUCAGGUGUCACUGAAGCAUACCCUAUGCGGUCAUCAUAAACCAGUGUUAAUUGUUUCAUGGAGCCCAGAUGAUAGCCAAAUCCUUACUUGUGGACAGGAUGAGGUUAUCAGGCGUUGGGAUGUCAGUUCUGGAGAAUGCCUCCAUAUUUAUGAAAAAUCUGGUGUUGGUUUGAUUUCUUGUGGAUGGUUUCCUGAUGGUAGAGGGAUAUUUGCUGGGAUGACUGACAGGAGCAUCUGCCUUUGGGAUUUGGAUGGAAGAGAGCUGGAAUGCUGGAAAGGACAAAGGACUCUCAGAAUCUCAGAUAUGGCCAUAACUGAUGAUGGUAAGAGGAUCAUAAGCAUAUGCAGAGAAUCUACUAUAGUAUUGCUUGACAGGGAAGCAAAAUUUGAGAGACUGAUCGAAGAGGUGGACAUGAUUACAUCAUUCUCAUUAUCAAAAGACAACAAGUUCUUACUGGUUAAUCUUAUAAACCAAGAAAUCCAUCUCUGGAGCAUAGAAGGUGAUCCUAAACUUGUGUCAAAGUACAAAGGUCACAAACGUACCCGAUUUGUAAUUAGAUCUUGUUUUGGUGGACUCAGGCAAGCUUUUAUUGCCAGUGGCAGUGAGGAUUCGCAGGUGUACAUAUGGCACAGAUGCUCGGGGGAGGUCCUACUGGCACUGCCUGGACAUUCUGGAGCUGUGAACUGUGUGAGCUGGAAUCCAGCAAACCUUCACAUGCUGGCUUCAGCUAGUGAUGACCGAACAAUUCGAAUUUGGGGGUUAGAUCACUUUAACCUGAAACGCAGAGACCACAGCAAUGGUAGCAACCACCACUGCAAUGGAAGGACCUGAAACAAUUUGAAUGCUGUCAAAUAAUU